Molecule: messenger RNA, 7546 nt
Organism: Anthonomus grandis grandis
Lineage: Eukaryota; Metazoa; Arthropoda; Insecta; Coleoptera; Curculionidae
Product: titin-like
Exons: 11
Coding region: 451-6291 (1946 amino acids)
Source: RefSeq, a predicted model, not a curated record
UGACAGAUCUCAUAAAUAUAUUGUUCAUGUUGCAAGCUUCCUAACAUCCUGUAAAAUUUAUUUGAAAAUAAGUCCAUCAGUGCAUUGUUCCCAGGGUUAAAUAAAUAUAUUUAAACGUGUAUUGAAAUAGCCUAUGAUAAACCGAAACUUUCCGUACUAAAUUAACAUGACAUUUCUGCUGACUUACCAUGCAGUUGGAUAGCUGAUGAGUACUGUUUUAUGGCCUCCCAAUUGCUACAUCAAAUACAUAGUAGAAAUAGCAUUAAAGGGAUUUAAAACAUCCCUAAAUUGAGCCACACUAAAUCGUCUCCAGGAGCUAGAAGCUGAACCAAAUUGACCUACUUUAUACAAUUUAUUUUGCAAUGUUUGGUUGGUGAAACUAUUAUACUAUUCAAAUUAGUGCUACAUCCAUAGAACUCAUUAAACAGUAUGAUAUACUAAUGCAUUAACAUGGAAUUCUGGAAAGACAAUCACAACAUUGAAUUUCAAGAGUUUAUAGACAGCCCUAAUUUAUCAUCCGCAUCUAGAGAAGGUUCUGAUUCGGAGUUAGAUCGAGUAGUGCAGCCUGUAAUCAAUAAACAAGAUUAUUCUUCUGGAUCCAAUAGCGACCUUAUUCCUAAUGGUCAAGUAACUAAUGAUGUUGAUAUUAAACCUAUCAAACAAUUCUUGCCUCAAAGUUUUGCUAAAACAUUAAUAAAGAUCCAUUCAAUUAAGACAAGCAAUGAGAAAGGACAGAGUGAGAAUUUUCAUGAAAAUGAAAUGGUACAUAGCUCAGAAGAAGAAACUCAAACCGCAAUUCAGAACUUGGGAACCUUAAAAAAAAUUGGAUUAUCCGUUGACCUUCCUCCAUCUCAGGAUGCUUCAUUUACUUCUGAUGUAUCUUUCCUUACUGUUAAUCAGGUACCAAGUGGAUCUCCGGCGUCAACGUCGUUCAUCUCUGAAGAAGAUAUUUUAUUUAAAAAAAGAGAAAUAAAAUGCAAGAAUAUUAGGAGAAGUGAAAUUUCAAUUAAGAGGUCAGUAUCUCCCGAGAAGAGGGAAGGUAGGCAAGAUAAAAGCGAAGAGAGACAUGCAGAAGAGAAAGCAAAAAAGGAUAAAUAUCCAAAAGACUGGCUGGAGUAUAAAGAAAUGAAGUUAAAUACGAAACGACAUGCGUUGCUAAAGUCUAAGGUACUCAAAGGUUCUGAAGUCAGAAAGUUUGACUUCAAGAGGUAUUUCAACUUUGACAAGCCCCCACUGCAAGCAGAACACCAUAGAUACCAGAAUACCAAAGGGAAUUUUGAAAUGUUGCCUUUUCAAUACCUGAGGUACACUGCCGCAAAACCUCAAUUAAUUUACAGCACAAACCAUAUGCAGACUUCACCAACACCUCUUAACAGGGAACAAAUUUUCGCCAUAAUACCAAAAGAGCGAAAAUUGAUCAUUGAAAAGCUUUGGAAAUAUUCACGUGUGGAACCGUUAAGUGAACCGAAGACGGUCAGAGCUUGGUUCCCCAAAAAGUGGAAAAGCUUAGGCACCUCGGAGGCCAAACUUCUUGAAAACUCUGUUGGACUCUCCUUUUUGCAAGGAUACUCGGAUGAUGAAGAAACUCAUACUGAAGAACCUCCUCUAACCGUUGCAGAUAUUGCUGAAGAGCCACAACCCCUGUUGGAAAACACCCCAGACAAUUUGGAAGGCAUAUUAACUUUAAAAAGUAAAACCAUAUGGGAGCCUUGCGACCAGCCUUUUACUGCAAAUAUUAAAUCAAGAUGGGAUUCUGCACAAGAUGGAAACCAUCAAAGUGAAGACAUUAACACUCCUCCACUUGUAAAACCCGAACAGAAUGAUAAAGAAGAGGGCGAGGUUUCAGAAAAUGAAUACACUCCUCAAACUCCGGAAUUACCUAAGGAGCCUCCUGAAGAAGUUGUAAAAGAAGUGACUCUACCUUCAGAUGAUAUUGAUGUGGAGGAGUAUGAGAGGACCAAGAAAGAGCUACUGAAGCUGGAGGAAGUGUUGAAAUCUUCAAAAAGUUACUUGGAAGAGCUCCAAGCCGAAGAGAGUGAAAAACCUGCGGACAAAAAAAAGCAGAAAAAGAAGAAACGUAAAAAGUUGGCGGUAGUAAAGGUGUCCAAAGCAAAAGACUCGAAAAAGAAGUUAAAAAAGAGGAAAAAGAAAAAGGAUGACUUUGUAAAUUCGGAAACGGGUACUGAAGAAGAAACUUCUAAAAAGAAAAAGAGGAAGAAGCCGGAAAAACAUAAGGUGGUAAAAAGCAAACCGAAAAAGAAGAGGAAAAACUCAAAAUCCGACUCUGAUUCCAAAGAAAAGCGAAAAAAGAAAAAGAAACAAACAACCGAAAAGAGUCGUAGACGUACAAUCAGCUACGAUUCCGAUUUAAAAGAACAUAAACCUGAAGAGGACUAUGAGGAUGAUAUUAAAUUUUUCGCCGAAAGGCUCAUUGCAGAACGGGAGCUUAAGGGAAAAUCGAAACACAAGACCAAAGGAAUCCAUAUUUCACUGGAUGAACUGACCGUGCCAAAAACCGAAGAAAAAGCCUCUAAAAGGAAAUUAAGCGAGUCGGAUGAAGUUCGAAGCAAGAGUAAAGAUAAUGAGAGCAAGAAGGAGGAGGUAAAAGUCGACCUGCUAAAAAUGAACGAGGAAUAUUUAAGAGAGCAAAAGAAGAAAGAGGAAUACACCCCGAAAAGGAAAACUCGUGACAGUAGAUCGUUAUCGUUAGAAAACUGUAAAAUAAAGUCAAAACCUGAUAAGGAGCAUAUUUCGGAAGCCUUGCAUAAACCUGACGAGUGUAUAGAACCUGCAAAAAUUGUAGAGGAAGUUCAGCCCGAUUGGGCACGACUAAAAGAAAAAAGGAAGCGCACAAGAGUCGACAGUAACAAUCAAGAAACUACUGAAAAAAAGGCCAAAGAGGUCGAAGAACUUUUGGAUAUAGUAUUUCCCGAACAAAUCAAGCAAGAAAAACUGCUUAGCCAAAAAUCAAAUUCCUGGGAAGAGUCUGAUGAGGACCAGAUUGAACUGGAGCAAGGUUCCUCACCCAAUCUAGAGAUUCCCCUUCACAUCCAACAUGUGCCAAGGAAAGAGAUCAAAAUCGAAAAGGAUGUGUUUGAUAUUGAAGAACCACCUGGCAAAGCUAACGCCGAUGAAAAGACUGUGAACCGCGAGGAACAACCAGAUUUACGUUUGCACUUGCUGGAAAUAAAAUCGCGAAAAAGUGAAGCAAUCGGACUUGACGUGAACGCGCUCACGCCAACGAAAAAGAAGAGGCGCUGGGACAUACAGGUGUCGCCAGUCAUUUUACCAGAAUCGUCUAAAGAUAUUGUUACUUUAGAGGACGAGUAUGAAGAGUUCAUCAAAGCUGUCGCGGUGAAAAACGAGGAAGAAACCAAUAAUGCCAAAGUAGUAGUUGCUGAUAGCAACUCAGAUUCUUCGUUAACACUUCUGGAAGAAUCGCCAGCAAGCAAGCCUGUUAAAGAUGUCGCGUCAGUUGUUUUAGAUGGGGAUAAAAUUGAGGUUAUGUUUGAGCCUAAACCGGAGGCGGAACCUGCCCUAAAAAGUGAGAAAAUUCAGCUCGUUCCUAUUUCACCUUCGACAUUAAAAAGCCAAGAAGUUGGGCUUGUUUCGGGACAAAAUUCUUAUACUGACCAAGCGACGCUUGGUCCUGUGCCAUCUCCGAAGGCAGAUACCCUGGUUGAAAUCACAACUGUUCCAGAAGUUUUACCCAUCAUUUCACCACUAAAAAGCGUUCCUGUGGCUUUUAAACCGAUCCCAAUCCCUUCUCCUAAAGUUGAACCGCCACCGCCACCACCACCUCCAUUAAAAACUGACGAAUUUAAGCCUGCCCCAGUACCUUCGCCCAAAUUGGAGGCCGUGUUAGAAUUGAACAAACCUUUGAUAAACCUCAGCUUAUCGGCCAACGUGACCCAAAACAUUACAUUCAGUUUGGCCACCAGUAUGCCCAGCAUAUCCGCCCCAAUUACCUCAACCAUCGACGUCUCCAAACCUAAAGUGGAGAUUUCUACUUUGCCUACUGAGACUUACUACUUUACUCCGGAAAUAUUUCAACUUCCUCCACCUCCUCCCCCGCCACCAGAAGAGCCUAACGCAAAAGUGACGUUUACAUCACUCGCUCUACCAUCUAAAAAACUUCUGGACAACUCACAGUUGAACUUGGACGACUCCGAUGGAGACGAUACGAAACUGUUAGAGGAAGAAAAGAGGAAACGAUUAGAGGCACUGAUAGAGGAUAAUCAGCGGGAGACUCAUAAAGAAAAAGCCCGUAUGGAUGCUAUUAUAAAUAAAUUACAAGAAAUAUCCAGAGAUGGAACUCGGAGAUCUAGCCCGCCUCGUAGGGCUUCGACCAGUACGCGUCGUAGAGAUCCCUCUCCUAAAAGGGGCAAAAAGGGGCGCAGAGAGUCUCCGGCGAGGCGUAGGGGAGGCUCCUCUCCAAGACGAAGGUCUCCUGCUGUAAGAAAUCGAUCGCCGAGAAGAUCGUCACCUAGAAGACGAAGCCCGGUAAGAAGAAGAAGAAGAUCCUCUGCAAGAAGAAGCGUUUCCCCUAAAAGGCGACGAAGCACUUCAUCUCCUAGAAAGAGACGCAGUCCUUCGCCAAAAAGGAAACGCAGUCAGUCACCUAAAAAGAGUAAACAACGUCCCGAAGUUCCUGAUAAAGUGAAACACGAAGUCGCCAAAAAUCCAAGAGACUUAUCUCCUUUGCAGAGGAACCUACCGGAUUCGACUAUAAGUGACGAUCAGCUGUCGCGCUUGAGUUUUCCUGGGCACGAGUUUCUAAGUAAUCAGCCUCCCAAAUCCCCCAAACGGGUGUCACUGGACGUACGUAUAAGUCAAGUUUUGGGGCAACAUAACGAGCCACGUCACCAGUGCUCUCCCAAGCCCAUAAGCACCAUAACGACCUCUUUUUACCAUAAUAACGAAAAUUUUCAUCAAGGGGGACCAUCUUCGGCAGAAAGUCCUUCGAAGAGGAAUAUCCCACCUACAUUGAGAACAGUAGAGAAUCAGGGUAUGUACAGACAAGUGGGGAAUAUUAUGCAGAUCGUGCCCAUAGAUCAGGAGAAUAUUAAUGAAAUUCCCAUUCCGAGUUGCUCGGGGAAGAACGAAGGGUUUAGGGAGCAGUACCAGAACUUUGACAAUUUGAAGUCUCAAUUUUCACAUACGCAAGACCCCAGGCCCCAAAUCGUUCAAGUAGGCAACGUCCUGGAGGUAGUGCCUACAGAAAUAACAGGUCCCUCACUUUUACAACAGAUAAAGACGGAAAUAACGGACGAAACUUGGAAUGAACAGCAGGUCUCUCAGGAAAAACCGUCGGCGGAGGCAUCGAUGUUGCAAAAAGAAGCGGAACGAAGAGAGCAGCGAGAAAAGAGGCGACUGGAACGAGAAAAACGACGUGUUGAAAAGGAGAAGCGGCGACAAGAGAAGGAGAAAAUUAAGCAAGCCCGAACCGAGGAUUUGAUUAGGAAAGCGUUGGAAGAGGAGGAAGAAGAAAACGAACGCGCCGAUCUGUUGAAGAGCGAUAUCGUUCAGUGGCCCCCUCUACCGUUGAUGCCACAUAACGCGGUUAACAAGGAGGUCAGAAAGAGUAUUUUGAUGAAUCGCGGAAACAGGUUUAAUGAAAUCUCGCCUAUAGAGGAUAAAGUUCGAAAAGUGGUACAAUUCGCGGACGGCGUGAAGCCUGGUUACGGCACCUCACCGUCCGCCGGUGAGGAGUUAUCGUCGCCGCCUCCUCCCAAGCGGAAACUGCCCAAAGAGAAGCGGUACAAGAAACUGAAGUUCAAUAAGAAGUCUUUAAAGAAGAAAAAGGUAAAGGUAAAAGUGUUAAAAAAAUCGUUGGAGGAGAGUGAUUCGGACGAUAAUUUACCGCCCCCGUCGCCGCCUCCCGGAUCUCCACCGCCCCACAUAUUUCCGCCGAGGGUUAAACAUAACGUUAUCAAUAACGUGCCUACUGCUUAUUUGGCUUCAAUUAUGCAGACUGUGCAGCAACUUCAAACACCGUCACCUUCGCAAUUGAACAUGUACAGGACGCAGCCGCCACCCGUGAACCUCCUGAUGCCGCCCCCGCCGCUGUCUCACGUUCAAAGUCCGAACGUGCCGCCCCCGCACCUGCCGCCGCCACCUCACGUACCAACCUCACACCACCAAAGUCCCCACGGGACUCCGUUACAUACUGCCCAGUCACCCCAGGGACCUUAUCCCCAUCAUAUGGGGUUACCGCCGAUCCCGUCACCUGGUUUACAAGGGUCUACUGUAAAAACGUCUCGAUGGAGUUCUGAUAAUACCAAAUGGUAAUUAUGGUUGACUUUGAAUCGUUAUAAGAUUGUGUGACUAUGUAAAUUGUAUUGUGGUAUCAAACUGCUCAUUGGUUGAACUGCAAAAAAAGUCUCUUUUAAGCAUUCUCUGCCCAAGACAGUCAUAUGAAAAUGGCAAUCUAUCAAUUAAUAGUAAUAUUGUAUUGUUUUUUUUUUAAGAUGAAGGUGACAAACAUAUAGUAAUUUUUAUCAACAACAUAACAUUACUGUAAGUUAGUUUUUAAGAAUAUUUUUCCUGUACAAAGAGUCUUUAUCGGUAAUUUUAGAGACUGAAAGCUACAUAUUUGUGCGUUUAAGAUUUUGUAUAAUAUAAGAACAGAUAGACCUUUAAAAUUGUAUGAGGAUUAUUCUUGUUAAUAAACUAAACGCUAAUGAGUAAUUGUAUAGACAAACUUGUUAUUCUUUUACGGAAAAUAUUCCCAUGAUAAUUAAAAUUAAGCUAUGAAAACUUUCUAGUAAAUUUUCCUUAAAGAUUUGAAGUGUAACUGGUUAAAUGUCUUUAAUAAGUUAUUUGAUUUUAGUACACUUGUGGUGUGAAAACCUCAAUACAUAAGUCAAUAUAAUUCUUGGCAGAUCAAGUUUUAUUAUAGAACUUAAACACCUUCAAAUGACGGUUUGAUUUUCAAAACGGUGAAAUUUGGUAUGUAGGUUAACCAUGAAAUGGUUAUAUCAAAUUUCUAAUUAAACUCACACAUAAUUUUCUCAAAAGGUCAAAAUUUUUGGUUAAAAUCAAUGAAAACAUUUUUUCAGAUAUGUUAGUGAGAAUAUUAGUCUCUAUAUAUCAACACUUUUCUUUAUAUGCCAGGAAUAAUCAAAUAAUACUACUUGUGAACAUUAUUCACAAAUAGCACUAUAUGUCGAUGACACUUAUAAGAUUAACCAGUGCAACGGUUAGUUUUGUUUGAAUUCAUAGUUUAAUCUUAAAAAUCAUUGUGAACUUAUGAUUUAAUUUAUGAAUCACGCCCAGUCUCCUAAUAUCUCUUUACUGAAGUUCUAUGAUACUUAGUUUCGAGAUAUGACGAGUUCUUACCUGUAUAUAGAACCUACUACUGGUUAUCAUUUAUUGGAUUUCGAAAACUAUCGUUUGUACAUAAAAGUGUUAUUAUGUAUUUAGUUCUGAUACACACUUAUUGUUUUCGUGUUACGAUUUUUUACGCGCUUUUAAUUUGUAUCGCUUUGUCUACCUACUGACAAAAAACUACUUAUUUACAAUUAAAGUUGGGAUUUACUAUGAA